AGCGGUUUGCUCUCUGAGGAAGUCAUUCAUUCGCAGUUCUAGAGUAAAUGCUGGUUGUGUUUCGAAACCUGCUGAGCUGCCUACCUAGACAGCAUUUGGGACCUUCCGAGUCAGCUCAGCGCUGAUCCACUUUGAUAACUAAACUGAAUCGAGCUGCGAGUGAAGAGCAGAAAGACCGUCUAGCUAAGAAGUCUACUAGAUUUUAAGACGCAGUCAGACACUGUUUGCCUAAGGGGAGUUCCCAAAUGACUCGUGUAAACUAAAUAUGCCUUGACAGUUAUUUCUACUAUUAUAUGCAAUUCCAGCGAUAUGUUUGUACAAACCGCACACUGAUCACGAGUUGCAGGCAGUGAAAACAGGAUCCGGUCUCCUCAUACGAGAGUCGACUGGACUCGGCGAUUGUUGUCAUAUCAUUAAUGUGUUAAUCUUCUAGGAGAGAAAUAUGUUGUCAUUCGAGGAAGCUAAAGCGAGGUUAGAAAAUGCAGGACAGAGCCACGUUUUACAGUUUUGGGCUGAACUUUCUGCGGAAGAAAGGGGUACAAUUCUGGAGGAGAUAUCUCAACUGCAGCCCGAAGAGUUACUCGAGCAUUGCCGAGCAGCUGCAGCGGCUGCAAGCCGACACUCGAGUGCUGAUGGUCGGCUAGACGAGCGGAUGGAGCCCGUUCCUCCAGAGUUCAUUGGAAGUGUGCGUAAAAGUAACAAAGAAACACUUCAGAUGUGGGGUGAUGAAGGGUUAUUGCAGAUUUCACGGGGUAGAGUGGCUGUAUUGCUGUUAGCUGGUGGUCAGGGGACUCGACUUGGUGUGUCAUAUCCCAAGGGCAUGUACAAUGUUGGACUUCCAAGCAGGAAAACCAUGUACCAGAUCCAGGCAGAGCGUAUCCAGAAGGUGCAAGACCUGGCCAAAAUGAAGCAUGGUUGUAAAUGCACAAUACCAUGGUACAUAAUGACUAGUGAAUUCACCCUGGGACCCACAGAGAAGUUCUUCAAAGACAAUGAAUAUUUUGGUCUUUGUCCAUCCAAUGUGGUCAUGUUUGAGCAAAGGAUGAUACCAGCAGUAGGCUUUGAUGGAAAGGUCAUCCUGGAGAAGAAAAACAAAAUAGCAAUGGCACCAGAUGGAAAUGGUGGUCUCUAUCGUGCCAUAGUGGACAACAAGAUUUUAGAGGACAUGGAGAGAAGGGGUGUGGAGUAUCUUCAUGUGUACUGUGUGGACAACAUCUUGGUGAAGAUGGCAGACCCAGUCUUUAUUGGCUUUUGUGUAAACAAAGGAGCAGACUGUGGUGCCAAGGUGGUUGAUAAGGCCUAUCCUGCAGAGCCUGUUGGAGUGGUAUGUCGUGUGGAUGGUUUGUAUCAGGUGAUCGAGUACAGUGAGAUCCAACCAGAGACCUCAGAGCUGCGAGGCCCAGAAGGAGAGCUUCUGUUCAGUGCUGGAAACAUCUGCAACCACUUUUUUACUCGAGGCUUCUUAAAGGAAGUGGCUGAAAAGUUUGAGAGUCAGCUGAAGCAGCAUGUGGCAAUCAAAAAAGUGCCAUUUGUGGAUGGAGAGGGAAACCUGGUGAAACCAACCAAACCCAAUGGCAUCAAAAUGGAGAAAUUUGUCUUUGACGUCUUUCAGUUCUCAAAGAAAUUUGUCGCCUUUGAGGUGUUGAGAGAGGAGGAAUUCUCACCCCUUAAAAAUGCUGAUGGGGCGCCUCUGGACACGCCAACUACAGCACGCCGAUCCUUGUUAGCGCAACAUUACCGCUGGGCUCUGGCAGCUGGUGCAAACUUCCUGGAUGAGCAAGAUAAACCCAUCCCCCCAAAACAUAGUAUGGCACAGAAUGAAGACCCACCAGCAAUUUGUGAAAUCUCUCCACUUGUAUCAUAUUUUGGCGAGGGUCUGGAACAUCUGCUGAAACAGAAGAACUUGAAGUCCCCUUUUCUACUUGAUGAGAAUGAAGCAAAGAACCUUGUGCAAACUACAUAGUGUUUUCAAAUUACAGCUGGAGACAAAUUUUGUCAGGAAAUCAAAGGGAUGUUUACAAAUUCAAAAUAAAUAAAUAAAAAUUACAAUUAUUUAAAA
Molecule: messenger RNA, 2059 nt
Organism: Megalobrama amblycephala (Wuchang bream)
Lineage: Eukaryota; Metazoa; Chordata; Actinopteri; Cypriniformes; Xenocyprididae
Gene: uap1l1
Product: UDP-N-acetylglucosamine pyrophosphorylase 1, like 1
Exons: 9
Coding region: 443-1963 (506 amino acids)
Biological process (GO): UDP-N-acetylglucosamine biosynthetic process
Molecular function (GO): UDP-N-acetylglucosamine diphosphorylase activity
Source: RefSeq, a predicted model, not a curated record